UCAACUAUGAUUGCGAAUUUUGUUUAAUUUUGGAGAAUGUGGCCAGUUAAACACAUUGUGAUUAUCGCCGUUUGUUUAUUAUUUCUGUUCGGUGGCAUUUCCUGUUCAUUUGGCGCUACGUUAAGAAAUUUGAUUUCUGUUUGUCAAGCAAAUCUAGUUCACUGAUGUGGUUUUUGAACCCACCCUCCAAUUACGUGUAGAUGCAGAAGGUGUGAUCUCUCUUGUUUAAUUUAUUUGAAUUUGUGCCUGUGUGGGUUGGCCAGUUGGUAGGGAUAAAAAAAAAUUAAAGGGGGGUGGUCUGGAGCGGAUUAAAGCAAAAAAAAAAAAAAAAAGAGCUUUUUUUAGCGCUUUUAGCCCUCUCUGAUUUUACUUUUAUCUCAACCAAUGUCAACACGACUGUCAAUUUUUUUUGAAAUUGGGAAUUGUGGAUUUUCUGGAUUUGAAAAAAAAAUGUAAAUCUAAUACUUGAAGGAGCGAGACAGUUUACCCUUAUCCUCAGUGUUCGUCAGUCUUGUGACUUUGUGAGUACUUAGGACCACUUUCAGUCAUCAUUUUGGAUUCUUUCUUCUUUAAAACCCUUUUCUACGUGCCUGAGCUGUCUUCUCGCUGUUUUAUAUGUAAAAUGAUUUGGCAAGAUGUGCAAAUUUAGAGUUAACUAGUUAAUCGUUGCUUGAUGUUGGUUUUUGAAACGAACGGAACUGGCCCAUCUCUUGUUUAUGAUUUGUAUGAUCUCUAUGGUUCGUGUAGGUCGAUAGGGUCUGCUCAUGGUCAGAAGAAGGGGCUCUGAUCCCAACAGUCAUUUGGAGCUGUGGCGUCUCUCCCCUCUGCCAAACUGUAAGGAAAUCGUCACAGAUCAGUUUGGUCUGUGGAAGAGAAGUUUGGUGUAGCUGCUUGUUGACAGUGCUUCACUAGGCUAAGGAAUGGAUGCUAUCGCGUUGCUGAGAGAGAUGAUGAAAUUGGUUCAACCAAGUUUAUGGCGUCCAUAAGUCUCCAAAAACAUAUGCAUUAAUGCAUGUUACUAGCAAGAUGGGGUUUCAUUCAAAUGGUGGUGAGGAGUCAUAUGACACAAAAGCGAGUAAAUUAAAUAUCGGUUUGUCAACCCAACCGAAACAGAGGAAGAAACUGGGGUCCAUUUUGAACUUGGAGGAAUAUGAGAAUGAUUUACAUCCACGAGCUGUGAAGGAUGCAGAAAAAUCUAAAGGGUUUCAUCAGAAGCAACACGACGAAAGAAAGUUGUGCAAAAGUGAAGAAGUUGUUAGGUACAUGUCAUGUUUACCUAGUUAUUUGGAGAGAGGAGAAAAUCCGGAGAAACUUUUCAACAUUGGGGUCCUUGAUUGGGGCCAACUAGAGAAGUGGCAACAUAGCAAUGCUGAUAUCUUGGGUAUAAAUGUCGAGCCUUCACCUUCCAGUAGUACCUCUUCAUCAUUUGUCUCCUCCAAAGCGUCAUCAUCCCGUCCUAGCAGCAAGAACACUAUGUCUCAUCAUCAUCGGAAACUAAAUCGUCCCUCAACUUCAACUGGAUGCCGUUCAAGUGCCUUGGAACUUCUUGCUGGGGGUGGAGAAACACUCCCCAAGCACAGGAAUGACUCAAAUAAUCUCUUAAGGGUGCAGCAGGAUUUGUUGCAAGCAACUCAGUCUUCUAAUCUGGACAGGGCGAACUGGCAAAAAGAUAGCAGACGCCUAGACCCGUCCCUGCAGAAAGUUACUAAGCUAAGGUCGCGGCCUUCUGAAACUGAUAGCAUCGUAUCUGGUUUUAAAGGGAAUGGAACCCUUCGCAAAGGCGAAGCUUCGAAAGCCAAAGAGCAGGUUCGCAGUUCUGGCAUUAACGCUCUUGAUUCCUCUGAAAGAUGCAAAACAAGAGUCCCCAAGUCAACAAAUGAUCCAGGACAUGGACAUUUUGCUGCAUGCCAUCAAUCUGAUUCAUCUGAAAGCGACAAAAGCCGAUUGCUUGAAGAAAAUCACUUUGAUGGAGGACCUGAUGCGAAGGUCUCUCAUAAUAAUUUAAGAUCUGAUGAUAACCAUUUCUACUCCAUGUUCAAUGAACAUGGCAAGACAAGGGACUCACAAGUUGAGAAAUCUUUCAAAGAAGUAAGGCGUCUCGACUCCCAGUCUGGUGAAGAACAUACAAUCCCGUUUACUCAAAGUGUGUCAAUUAGUCCUGCUAGAAGGAGGAAUCUGGAAAAGAAGAACUCGGUCUCAAAGCCAAGAAACUUAGCUCAAGACGAAAUUAUCCAGAUGAAAGUGGAUGGCUUGGAAUCGACCAAGGUCAGGAAUCCGUCACCAACUCGAAGAUUCACCUUUGGCAAGAGUUCCAACUCAAACUCGUCAGAUAUACCGACACAAGUUUUGGAUAUCCUACCUGAUUCAAAGGCAACUUCUACUUCAGCUUGCUCAAAUUAUUCAGCUGGUGGCAAAUCAAAUGCUACUAGCAGAGCCAGAUCUAGUCCCCUGAGAAGGCUACUUGACCCAUUAUUGAAGCCAAAGGGUGUCGAAUCUCGCGAGUUUGCUCGAUCAUCCGAGAGAAAUCCAUCAGCAAGAGAGAGGAGCUUGAAGUCGUCCAGUGGCCAAACAACAGAAUCUCGAGCUUUGCUUUCUGUUAAAAGUACAGUUGAUUUAAAGUGCUUCAGAAAGGAUCAUAUUGGUAGAUCACAUCAUACGCAGAAGAAUGGAACAUCAUCAAUGCAAGCUCUCCUGCAAAUAGCUGUAACAACGAAUGGUCUUCCGCUAUUCAAAUUUACAGUUGAUAAUUGCCGUGAUAUUUUAGCAGCAACGGUUAAAGAAUUAAGUUCGAAGGAGCAUAUGCGCGGAUGGAUCUAUACAUUUUUCUCUUUCAGUGACACUAAGAAAAAACAUGCUCAGUGGAUCAACCAAGGAAGCAAAGACAAUAACCAAAGUAUUGUAUCAAACAUUGUCGCACAGAUGAAGGUCUCUGACAUUGUGGACACUGAUUCAACUGGGAAAAGACAUGAUAAAUCUAGUGGAAGGGAGUUUGUUUUGUCGGCUGUGGGGUCACGAGAGGCAGAUCGGACAGCAGACUGUUUGCCAUGCGAUGAGCUUGCUGCUGUUGUGGUAAAGUAUCCAGAAAGGGCUUGUGGACAGUUAAACCAAUCAACGAGAGGCUUGAAAGAGCCAUUUCAACGAGGCAUAGAACGUUCAAGUUCACGAGAUGACGAAGGGAAUGAAUCUGGAAGUGAUGGCCCUUUUAGCACAACAGUUAUCCUUCCCGGUGGUCAUCACGGGGUGCCUAGCAAAGGAGAACCUUCACCGCUGAUCAAAAGAUGGAAAUCGGGUGGAUCAUGCGACUGCGGAGGCUGGGAUUUGGGCUGUCAGUUAACAGUUCUUGCUGGCAGCAAUCAGAGAUUCAACUCAAUCAAAUCCCACCAGUCAACUGCUGUGAAGCUUUUCUCUCAGGAAGUAGGUGAACGGCCAAUGUUCGUCUUGUCGCCAUUUGAGGAAGGGAUCUUCUCAAUCGAGUUUGAUUCAUCGCUCAAAAUGAUACAAGCAUUCUCCAUUGCCAUAGCAGUUGCGCACAGCGGCAGAUCGGUGUUGUUAUCGUCAAGAGUGGUUGGAGAAACCGAAAACAGCGUGUCGAAAAUCAUCAACAGAGCUCAGGUGGAGGUUACUGCAAAAUAUGCCUCAAAUCCUCCUCUUUCCCCUGUUGCUAGAGUCUGAUAUUCUGUGGUUUUUAAGAAAUAAAUAUCGUAUUUCAUGGAAACCAAAUGCAUCUCUGCAAUUCAAAAGGUGUUAUUGUCAUUUGAUUAGAGAUAAACAGAAUGGAUGUAAAUUUAAAGAUUUGGUGGGUAAAUAAAUGCAUCAAAGAUAAAAGUAAAA
Salvia miltiorrhiza (redroot sage) is the source of this 3831-nucleotide messenger RNA. RefSeq lists its product as uncharacterized. The record is from RefSeq and is a predicted model, not a curated record. The transcript is spliced from 3 exons. Lineage: Eukaryota; Viridiplantae; Streptophyta; Magnoliopsida; Lamiales; Lamiaceae. Bases 1009 to 3672 code for a protein of 887 amino acids.